AUGACACUCCUUCAGAGAAUUAUCCGAAAUGAUACCGUCAAGUCGGACCCCCCGGAGGUAUAUAAUUUCCGGGUAGUCCUGAUCAGCCUGUCGGCAUGCGGAGCUUCCAUGCUUUUUGGCUUUGAUAUGGGCGUUAUUGGCGGUGUCCUAACCAUGAACUCGUUCAAAGAGCAAUACGGGCUCAUAGGAAGGGAAGACACUGUUCUCGCGAACCUAGAGUCGAACAUCGUCUCGGUCAUCCAGGCGGGGUCCUUUCUGGGAGCACUAGUCUCCACCUACGUUGCCAAUGCCAUCGGACGACGAUUGUCACUGAUACUCUCCGCAUUGAUACUGUUCGUUGGUGUUGCCAUGCAAGCUGGUGCUAGUGGCAUCAUUGGAGUUUUAUUCAUCGGGGGACUCUCCAUUGGGAUAGCAUCUUCCGUGUGUCCAAUAUAUAUCGCUGAGAACGCACCCCGCGGUAUCCGUGGAUUACUGACGGGGUUCUAUCAAUUGACCCUAGUAUUCGGUCUCACGUUAGCGUUCUGGAUCAACUACGGCUGCGAACGUCAUUUAACAGGAAAAGAGCAAUUCAUCAUUCCUCUUUCACUCCAAGCAUUCCCCGCCAUGAUCCUUUUAGUCGGUAUGUUCUUUGCAAACGAGUCACCACGGUACCUCGCAAUGAAGCGGCCGGAGAGAGCAUCACGCGUUCUUGCUACACUCCGGGGUUUACCCGAAGACCAUCCGUAUGUGAUGGAGGAGUUGAACAACCUGCGGUUUCAACUAGAAGAGGAGUCCCAACAUUCCGUAUCAUCGAUGUGGUCUCUUCUGAGAGAAUCCUUCUCACGAAAGUCCUACCGCCGGCGAUCAAUUCUCUGUAUUACCCUCAUGAUGUGGAGUAAUAUGACGGGGACCAACGCCAUGACAUAUUAUUCUCCCACAAUCUUUGCCAGUGUCGGCCUCUCAUCGUCGUCUGUGGGUCUGUUUGCGACGGGGAUAUACGGUAUCGUCAAGUUUAUCGCCUGUGGCGUUUUUAUUGUUUUCGUAUCGGACACUCUUGGUCGCAGAAGAUCGUUAUUAUGGACAGGAAUUGUUCAGGGCAUCAUGCUAUUUUACGUCGGGUUUUACGUCCGAUUCGAUACCAUAUCGGAAAACGCCCCAAUCACACCGCAAGGAUACAUCGCCCUAAUCGCCAUAUACCUCUUUGCCGCUGUAUACCAAUUUGGAUGGGGACCAGUGGUAUGGUCCUAUUGCGCAGAGAUUCCCCCGGCACGCCUUAGAGCCCUUAACAUGGGCAUGGCCACAGCAUCGCAGUGGUUCUUUAACUUCGUGGUUGCCAAAUUCACGCCGACAAUGUUCGCAACGUUGGGGAAAAACGGGUAUGGGACCUAUUUUGUUUAUGGAAGUUUCUGUUUCGUGAUGGUCAUAUACUUGGUUCUUUGUGCCGGAAACAAAGGGUAA
Aspergillus nomiae NRRL 13137 is the source of this 1437-nucleotide messenger RNA. Its product is annotated as sugar transporter. Lineage: Eukaryota; Fungi; Ascomycota; Eurotiomycetes; Eurotiales; Aspergillaceae. The record is from RefSeq and is a predicted model, not a curated record. Gene Ontology annotation, molecular function: carbohydrate:proton symporter activity. Gene Ontology annotation, biological process: transmembrane transport; carbohydrate transport. Bases 1 to 1437 code for a protein of 478 amino acids. Gene Ontology annotation, cellular component: membrane. The transcript is spliced from 7 exons.